Messenger RNA from Thrips palmi, 1474 nucleotides. Its product is annotated as ARMADILLO BTB ARABIDOPSIS PROTEIN 1-like. NCBI's taxonomy places the organism in Eukaryota, Metazoa, Arthropoda, Insecta, Thysanoptera, Thripidae. Gene Ontology annotation, molecular function: ubiquitin protein ligase binding. The coding region runs from base 161 to 1270 and encodes 369 amino acids. Gene Ontology annotation, cellular component: cytoplasm. Gene Ontology annotation, biological process: regulation of proteolysis; proteasome-mediated ubiquitin-dependent protein catabolic process. The record is from RefSeq and is a predicted model, not a curated record. The transcript has 5 exons.
CCCACCCCCACCCCCAUCCCUCACCUCCACCCUUUUUUGUUUGUGACCCAACGGCCAAACAAACAAAUCCAGACAAAAGCGGUGUGCAACAGGCGAAACAUUAAAGUUGGAUCCAACUUGCUCACUAUUUUAAAGGUAGUUGAAUGGUUUGGCCGAAGCAAUGGCUGAGCAUUCGAAAGCUACGUUCGUGGACCAUUGGGAGCCAAUAAUAGCAGCAGACUGCCCAGUCCCUUGGGACACCAUAAGGAAACUUGGUCCACGACAGCAGCAAGAUUUCUUUGGUCCGUUCUCCGUGCACGACAAUGAGCAUGAAAAGCUUCCCAGUAAUGAGCUAUUCCGUGUCCUUUUCGAUACCACUGCACAUGGGAAGAUUUUAGUUUUUGUGCAGCCAAGGCUGGGCUUAACUAGAGAAUUGUGUGUGUCAGCGCUGUCAAAUGUCAUAGAACGCAAGCGUAUAGAUGAAGCCCCCUCUCAGAAGUCAACAAGUAGUCAGCUGCCUCUUAAUUCAAUCACAUCUAUCAAAAUACCUGUUACACAUGAUUCAAAGACAUGGAAGAUAUUUGAGUACCCUUCAUCCAUGAUGCGCAGCUUCCGUUUGAAACUGAGGGUUUAUGCACAAAAAACACUUCCUGGAGAUUCCAUUAUUUCGUUUUUGAAUUCAAGGCGGAUUUUAGAUUCCACUACAUUCUGUGACAUUCAACUUCAAGUUGACGGUCAAAACUUCCCUGCUCACAAGGCUGUUCUCUGUGUAAAGAGCUGUGUUUUCAUGGCUAUGUUCACGGGAGACUUUAAAGAAAAAACUUCUGAUACGGUUUUAUUUGAAGGUGUGUCCAAAGAGGCUUUUGGUAGAUUCCUAGAUUAUCUCUAUACUGAGAAACUAGAAGGAGAUUAUAAAACUUAUAUUUUGGAGCUUCUGAAUCUCUCUGAGCGUUUCCAGGUGGCACGGCUUAAGGCAGAGUGUGAGAUGAGGCUGUGGAUGUCUAGCGGCCCGACCGCCCUCAGCCUCCUACUGGAGGUGGACGAGUGGCCCGUGGUGACCGCGGACUUGAAGAACCGACUGUGCCAAGUGGUAGCAGAGGAGUGGUGUUCCGUGGAGAACACUGACAUAUGGCGGUUGCUGCAGGUUAGCAACCCAGUGGCGGCAGGCUUCAUCCAAGCCUUCGCGCUCGCGCCCGUUGUCGCACCGCCCGCUUUUAAGUGUUUCAACGCGGUCCCAGUUCCAACCCCAGAGAUAGGAAAGGCCUCCAGGAAGCGACCCGCGUCUUCGUAGGCCUCUUUCACUAGUUCUUGUUCUAUGUUAUCUUGUAUUGGUUCUUUGCAGAAUUGUUAUUGAUACAGGAUGGGAAUUUUUUUCCCCCAAGUGCCAUGUUUGUGUUUUAAAUUUAAAAUUGGCGUUUUUGAUGAAGGGAUGCAAUAGUUCCUUUGUGCAUGUAUGGAAAACAAAUUAAGGACAAUAAAUUGUAUUUUUUUCAGA